GAGGGAGCUCUCUCUUUCAGGGUGUGGCAGACGUCGCUUCGCUACCAUCGCUGUUUGAGGCCGUGUUGCGUCUGUGUAACAAAUAACAUAUUCAGCCGUUCUCCGUGAACAGUAGAACAUCAAGAGCACGAGCAAGGUCUGCUGAUGUAAACAUUUGCGUUUGGAACUGUAUUAAGGUAAUGAAUUAUUAAGACCUUCGUGGUGGGUGAGCCAAUAUACCCAGCACCAACUGCAACAAGCACACUGAUCCACCAGGCAAGUGCCAGGUGGUCGCGUGAUAGUGGCAAUAAAGUGUUGUGUGAGCAACGAUGGUGAAUGUGGCGUGCGGGAGUGUGGUGGUGAUGGUAGUGGUAGCGGCCACUACCAUACUGACCGCAGGCUUCAACCUGGACGUGGAGGACCCGACUGUGUUGCAACCUUCACACCAACACAUCAGCUUCGGCUUCUCCCUGGCCCAUCUCUACGACGGCUCCGAGAGACGGCUGCUGGUGGGCGCCCCGCGAGCCAACACCAGCGAGGACCAGCCACGCCAGGGGGCGCUCUACUCCUGCAGCCUGGAGCCUGAGAUCGCUGGGUGUGAGCAGCUUGAGGUGAAGCAAGGCAAAUAUAAGCCCUGGAUCUAUAAGGAUAUCCAGGAUGAUCAAGGUCUUGGCUUCUCCUUGGCUUCUGACGGCAAAGAAAACAUUGUGGUGUGUGCUCCUCGGUGGCACGCGUAUGAGCCGAAGGGAAGCAUGCUCAUAGACUUGCCACUUGGGAUAUGUUUCGCUAAGAAGGGACAUGCAUCAGAGUUUGAGGCAUUCUCACCACCCUAUGACUGGUCAAAAGUGUCAUUACUGAGUUACUUGACGGAUGGUUCGUGUCAGUUUGGCCUGAGUGUCGCUCACGUCACGGAUCAAAGUUCUUUCAUAUUUGGAUCUCCUGGAUGCUUGAACUGGCAAGGUGAUGCUUGGGAGAUUGAUUUAAACCAACCCGUGACAAACAUCACGUCCCUGCACCGUGUCAACCAGCUGUCUCCCAGUGAUGUGGACCUGGGCUACCGUACGGGCUCUAAUAUAAACUUCACUGUGGCUAAUCUAUAUCUUGGCUACAGUGUGGCAAGCAUCAAUUACAGAGGUGUCGCUGCCAUAGUCUCUUCAAUGCCUCGGACUAUAAGCACCAGGAAUCUUAUUGUUGAGGAUGAAUACCGGAAUGCUGUGCUUGGUCCCAUUAUCUACAUACUUCAGCAGGAUCCUUACAACCAGUUUAAACUUAAAGUUCUUGAUAAGAUUAAACCAACAUUGACUAAUAAUAAGAAAACAGAGGACAUCAAGUUCACCUUCUUUGGGUAUUCUCUGGCUACUGUGGAUGUGAACAGUGAUGGUCUGGAGGACAUUGUUGUUGGCGCUCCCUUCUACAGCUCUGGAAAAAAUGACCAGGGUGCGAUCUUUGUGUACAUGCAGAAUACCUUCUCCCUGCCUGGUGAUAUUAACCAACAGUUGGAAUAUGAGAUGGUCGAGGAAGAAGAUUCAGCUCCCAGGGUGGGUGCUGAACCCAAUGGCCGCUUUGGCACCUGCAUUGCUGCUCUUGGAGACAUCGAUAACGACGGCUACCAAGAUAUAGCAGUUGGAGCUCCAUUUGUGCCAGGUGGUGGCGCAGUAUACAUCUACAUGGGCUCAAAAGCUGGACUUGAAAAAAAAUAUCAACAGAUCAUCCGUGCAUCAUCCCUGUCAACACCAAUGGCACUCUCGGGAUUUGGCUUUUCAAUAUCCCAACGUUUACCAGGAGAUUCAGGACUGGGAUAUGACGUAGCUGUAGGAGCUCACACAUCUGAUGUAGUGUUGGUGUUCAGGUCUAAAGUAGUGCUAAAUAUGACCUGGAGUCUGACCUUCGCCAGCAACAUGGACCUAACAAAGAAAGACUGUAAAUAUAAAGAAGAUUGGUAUUCCUGUGUCAGCGCCACUGUCUGCAUCCUUUAUCACAAAAUAAAUCCAAGCAAUAUCAACCCGCAGAAUUUAGAAUUCAGUGUCUUCCUGACUGCGGACAAGGCAAAGCAGCGUCUCUUCUUCUCAUCAGGUUUAGCACAGCUAAACGACACAGUAACGAGAGUAGAGGAAGACAGCCUAAAAUGUCAAGAGUACAUAAUCUUGGCUAAGGCAAAAUUUGAUGAUGUGGUGAGGCCGUUCCCAAUUCAAGGAGAAAUAAACCUUGUGAAUACGGAUAGCAAGGUGAUGUUGAGCCCACACUCUGAGCGCUUGCUGGAGAAGGAGUUGGACAUCGUCUUACACUGUGUUAGUGAAGAUGUUAUGGACUGCCAGAGUGAUAUUAGAUUAACUUAUAAUGUCCCAAGGAACUACACACUGAUGGCUCCAGAGCCCAUUGAGAUCUCCUUCCAAGUGGAGAACCUCGGAGAGACGGCAUAUAACACUCAACUUCUGAUUGAAACAUUUGGCUAUUUAAGCUUCACAAGUUCAACAAAUCCCAACUCGUGUCAGCCAAACAAUAUGUUAAAAAGGAUUGAGUGUGACAUUGGCAUCUUAUUCACUACAAACUCCAAGGUGGACUUUAAUCUGUACGUGACUCCUUCUACAAGUUUCUUCAGUUCUCUGGAAACUCAUGACACAUUCUUCAACAUCACAGCCACUGUGAAAACCUCCUCUGCAUUAUCCAACCCUGAUGAGGCAGUCAAAGCUUUCCAAAUUCCAAUAAAAGUGGUAGCAUCAUUAGAUUUAACAAAAGAGCCUUCAGUUCCAGGCGUCGUAUACUACAACAGUUCCUCCUACUUCAAAGCACCUUCAGAAGCCACGUCUCAGGAAGAGCUUGGGUAUGAAAUCAAACACAAGUACAAGAUCUUUAACAGGAAUAAAUUUUCUAUCUAUGAGACAGAAUUUACUUUAAUGUGGCCACUCAAAAUUGAUGGAAAGUAUCUCCUUUACCCCAUGGAGUACCCAAUCAUCACAGGAAGCAGGCCUGGUCACUGUGUCUAUACAGGUGACAAAAUUAAUCCUUACAAUUUACUCGGAAAUUCAUCCACUAAAGGUUAUGAGGAAUAUAUAGAUACGAAAACUCUUGCAAAAUCAGGCAGGAGUGUUCCAGAGUCAAUACUGCCAGGCAAAACUACAGAGUAUGUGCUCUUUAACUGCUCUUUUGGAAGACUUGAGGAGAAAAAGGAGCUGUAUAUUGAACUCAGAUUUCGCUUGGUACUAAGAACAAUAGGAGAACUGGAAGUGGGACGGGACUUGCAGAACGUGUCCUCCAGGGCAGAGCUCAGGAUAUUACAAGUCCCUCUUGGUGCCGACCCACCUGGCGCUUCCUAUGUGUCUUCAGUCUUCACCGAGAUAUCAUACAAGGGCGAUACACCAAACUUUGCUGUUAAGUGGUGGGUGUACCUAGUGUCGAGCCUGGGUGGCCUGCUCUUGUUAGUCCUCAUCGCUCUUAUCAUGUGGAAGUUUGGGUUCUUCAAGCGCAAUCGUGUUGAAAGACCUGAGAAUGUGGCUCAAAAGGAAAAUGCAGAUGAUGAUGAUGGUAAUGAAGAUGGUCCCGAGGAGAUGGUAGUGACGCCUCAUACUCCAAUGAUGAACAUGACAGAGUGUGCCAAUGACGACUUCGAGUUUAACUGAUCUUAAUUCAUUGUCCCUAAUUACUUUGUCAUUCCAUUCAUCAACAUGUGAAUCCCACAUAUGUAGGGGGAAAAAUGGACAAUAAGAUCAUUAUUGCAAACUAAUAUGAGCAAGAUAAUUAAUGUUAUAGCAUCAUAUUAGUCAUAACGUGAAGUGUAAACAUCCGAGUUGUCCUUUCACGCUAGGAAAGCCAUGCCAUCUUUGUCAUGAUGAGAUAGCCAAGCCAAGUCCGCUAGUCACGAGGAGCUAGCAAAGUCAUGCAAUCUUUGUCAUGAUGAGCUAGCCAAGCCAAGUCUGCUAGUCACGAGGAGCUAGCAAAGUCAUGCAAUCUUUGUCAUAAUGAGCUAGCCAAAUCAGUGUCAUGUUUAUGAUGAGCUAACCAAGCUAUGCCAGUAUGCCGUGAUGAGCUUGCCAAGCCAGUGCCAUCUUGUCAUAAUAAGCUUAUCAAGCCAGUGUCAUCUUGUCAUGAUGAGCUAGACAUGCCAGUGCCAUCUUAAUGCUGAGAUGGCCAAACCAGUACCAGUUUGUCAUGAGCAUAAGAAUAAAGGCAACUACAGAAGGCCUAUUGGCCUAUAUGAUGCACUCCUAUUUAUAUCCACUGAAACUCAUUCAUAUAUAUGUCAAACCUACAUUUGAAACAAUCUAUCAAUCACACAUCUAUUAUGUUGACAGGUAACUUGUUCUAUAAAUCAACAACAGUGUUUCUAAACCAGUAUUUUUCCAGGUCUUUUCUGAUUUUAAACUUAUCCAAUUUAUAUACUGUACAUUGUUUUGGGUUCUAUUUUGUGCUCAUGUUUAAAAAACUUAUUUUCAUCCUCCUUUUUUAUGUUAUUUUACCUAUUUACCUAAGGAGUGACAUGAUUGAAGUACUGUAUUUAUAUACUGUACUUCAAUCAUGUCACUCCUUACUCUUCAAAUUUUCACACAUAUGAAUUACGUUUUUACAUUUCUCUUCAUAAAAGGUUUCUAAUUCCUAGGAUUAUCUUUUCAUCUUUUUCGUUAUAGAUUUAAUUAAAUUUAUUACCAUUUUAUAGUAUAGAGACUAAAACUGAACUGCAUAAUCUAAAUGAGGCUUAUCAAUGGUAAGAUAAAGAUGAAGAAUAAUAUUUGUUGUAUUUUUGCUAACGUUACUCGAAAUAAAUCUCAGUGUUCUAUUUUCCAUUAUUCCAUACAUUUAUGCAUUAAUAUUUUGGCUUAGGAGCAAUACUAAUGACUCUAUGAUCUUAUUUGUAUUCUGAUUUUGAUAUUUCAACAUUGUUCAACAGAUAUUUGGGAACUUUUAUUUUUAUUACUUAAGCUCAGAACCCAACAUAUUUUUUCAGCAUUAAACUGUAUCUGCGAAGGCUUCAUUCAUUUUAAAUCUGAUUUAUAACUUAUUAAAGAAAUUUUGUCUUCA
Messenger RNA from Procambarus clarkii (red swamp crayfish), 4992 nucleotides. NCBI's taxonomy places the organism in Eukaryota, Metazoa, Arthropoda, Malacostraca, Decapoda, Cambaridae. The record is from RefSeq and is a predicted model, not a curated record.